Molecule: messenger RNA, 246 nt
Organism: Gongylonema pulchrum
Lineage: Eukaryota; Metazoa; Nematoda; Chromadorea; Rhabditida; Gongylonematidae
Source: the annotation of a GenBank genome assembly
AUGCUUCUGGAAAAAUUUCCUCCGUUUAAUCGAUUUGCGUCCAAGAGACACGGCGAGUUCGAGGAUGAGGAUGAUGGACUGCCUGAGAACGAGCGUAAUGAGAAUAACCGCCGGCGUCAAAUUGAAGAGAUCUGCCGUCCUCUGAUGCUAAGCGAUGCCGACUUGAAGCGAGUCAUGGAAGAGCUCGUCAAAGCUAUGGAAACUGGGCUCGCUACCGAAACAGGUACGUUCUUUUGCUAUACCUAA